UGAAGACUUGAGACGUCGGUGGUGGCUCGCGCUCUGACGCACCGCCCAGCUGUCAGUCUACCGCCUUCAUGACGAUGAGCGACGACGUCGAACGACGAAGUGUUGGCAGCAGAGGUGGUGCCGGACCAAAUUUGGCUAAAGACAGGAUCCAAGACAGCUCCACUGAUGAGAGCGAAUUAUUACGAAGUGAUCCCGAACAGGCUGGAGAUGAGGAAAGUAGUGAGCACGACCAGAGCGAGGACACUUCCGAUCUCUUCUGGGAUGACGAGAAACCGCAUCGAAAGGAAACUAUGCAGGAAUUUGUUGGGAGGCAAUAUCGAAAUGUUGUGCAUUUCUUCGUCGAAGACUGGUUCCUCUCAGCUUUGCUUGGCAUCAUCACUGCAAUAUUAUCCAUAACCACUGACGUAGGCAUCGAAUACAUCCUUCACUUCCGCACACAUCUAUAUCACUGGGCCAAUGCACAUCAUGUCUAUAUGGGAUUUGCCUCAUGGAUUUUGUUUGCUACAAUCCUCGUCACCACUGCUUCUUUGGUCUGUCAUGCACUGGGAAAACAAGCCGUCGGAUCCGGUAUACCAGAAGUAAAAGUGAUCAUGCACGGAUUUGUGCUUAAGAACUACCUCACGCUCAAAACGCUUAUUGCCAAAAUUGUCGGCCUUACUCUAACACUCGGUGGUGGUAUGCCAGUCGGUAAAGAGGGUCCAUUUGUACAUAUGGGAGCUAUCGUAGCCUCACUUCUGAAUAAAGCAACAGCAGCAUGUCAAUAUAAUGCUUUCUUUUCGAAUGAAGGUCGUCAUAUGGAAAUGCUUAGUAGCGGUUGUGCUGUUGGUAUUGCUUGUACAUUUUCUGCACCGGCUGGAGCUGUGCUCUACGGUAUCGAAUCGACAUCGAAAUAUUUUGCUGUGAAAAAUUACUGGCGAUCGUUUUUUGCCACCACCUGUGCAGCUUUAAUCUUCCGUUUUGCCAUAGCUGCAAUCGUGCCUCAACAUAUAGCUGGAACGAUAACGGCCUAUUACCAGACCAAUUUUCCAAAUGAAGUUUUUCUGAUUGAGGAAAUCCCGUUUUUCGCCUUGUUAGGAGUACUUUGCGGUUUAACUGGAGCCGCUUUUAUAUGGUUGCAUCGCAGAAUUUCUGUUUUCAAGAAAAGAAAUCGAGCAUACAGAGCUAUUUUCGGCAACAGUCCCAUUGCUUUCACAUCGCUAUUUGCCAUGUGUGUUGCCAUUCUCACAUAUCCGGAAGGUUUUGGUAGGUACAUCGCAGGGCAGUUUACAUUCCGUGAGACAUUAGCCGACUUCCUGGCCAACUGCUCGUUCACCUUGGCCAAUGUCAGCUCACAUGGAUGCCCACCCGAAAUGAUCGCUCACUGGACGGGUGGAACCUCCGGGGAAUUCCACCCGCUUCUAACUCUUUUCUGCUAUUUCGCUGUUUACUAUGUUUUGGUAGCAGUUUGUGUGGGCCUAUACUUACCAGCAGGUAUAUUCGUUCCUUGUUUCGUGAUAGGCGCAUGUGGAGGCAGAAUGGUUGGAGAGAUCUUGGUUAUGUGGUGGCCAGAAGGCAUCCGAGGCCUUGAGGGUCCACAAAUUUAUCCGGGACUUUAUGCCGUUGUUGGAGCUGCGGCUUAUACCGGUGCUGUUACCCAUUCGCUUUCAAUUGCCGUUAUCGUAUGUGAAACUACCGGUCAACUAUGUGCCCUUCUACCAGUUUUGAUUGCGCUCAUGAUAGGCAAUGCUAUCUGCAGUUUCUUGCAACCAUCAAUUUACGAAAGUAUCAUCAAUAUCCAGGGUUAUCCAUAUCUUACGGAUCUUCCACCUAGUCGUAUUAGUGUGCACACAAUGAAAGUUGAGAAAGUCAUGGUAAAAGAUAUAGUAUUUAUCACGAGAGAUACAACUUAUAUGGAGCUGCGAGAGAUACUUCUUGAAACACCAAAUCUACGAUCAUAUCCGUUCGUUACGGACAAAACGUCGAUGACCUUACUCGGAAGUGUCGCCAGAAAGUACCUUUGCUAUUUACUUACAAAGCAUCUGGGUGCUGAACCCGGCUUCCAGACGCACAAGCGCAAGAGCCGCACGGCUUCCGAACUUCUCAACACUAUCGGACAAUUCAGAAGAGGUUCAAAUAUAAACUUCAAUGGCACCGGAAUGAACUCGCACAACUUCCUCACGGAUCGCAACAUUAGCGGAAAUACACUGCUGGCACAUUCACCUUUGCAUGAUAAUCAGGGCGAACGAGGACCGCUUGCUUCACUUCUGUACAGUCAAGCGGACGGUCAUGAAGUGCCUGUGCAUUCAAUGGCAAAGAGAGCUGAAAUUCUUGCAUCAAAGAUUGAUCUGGACGAUGUUGCCAUAGAUCCUGCUCCUUUCCAACUAGUCAAGGGAACAUCCCUGUAUAAGGUGCAUACACUGUUCUCGUUACUGGCACUGAAUCACGCUUACGUCACGGAGAAGGGAAGACUUGUUGGUGUUGUAGCCCUGAAAGAAUUGCGAGAAGCACUUUCGAACAUUUACUCACGUGGAGCUGUACCUAUUCGUCCACGUACUCGUACCAUGUCAACAUUCCGCGUGGGACAGGACAAUCAGAAUGGAGUUUCGCAUCUGGAUGUACCAGAUGUGACAAUCAUACCUAGUAGCUCGAGGAACACUUCGGACUGAAUCUUCUCACUUUCGCACAGUUUCUGCCGUUUGUGGAUUUCCUAAUCCUCCCAAAAUCUGCUGUCCUUCGAUAUGUAUUGCGACAGCGCAUUACAUUUUUUCACUGCUCAUAAGCAGUGAUUUGCAUGCAAAAAAAGCCAGCCUUCUUUAUCUCCAUUAUUUGUUGUGGGACUCAGUAAGUCCGAGUUUAUUAGUUUCUGCCUGUUCUUGUCAUGGUUUUGAAAUUUGAACCUGUGAUUGAGACGCUGCCAAAUAUGAUUCCUUAGGUAAGCUCUGCAAAAUGAUGUACUUUACACCGCUAC
Molecule: messenger RNA, 2947 nt
Organism: Cylicocyclus nassatus
Lineage: Eukaryota; Metazoa; Nematoda; Chromadorea; Rhabditida; Strongylidae
Source: the annotation of a GenBank genome assembly